AUGAAUCUCCAUCAUGUCCUCUUUCCCAUUCUUCUUAUUUUUCUUGUUGAUUUGUCAGAGUAUGAUGUCUUAGCAUAUAAUACGGAUGAUGGUUACGAUAACGCAUCAAAGUGUAACAUUUACCAAGGGAGUUGGAUAUAUGACAACUCCUCUAAUCCUCUUUAUGGAACAUCGACAUGUCCGUUCAUCGGAUUGGAUUGUCAGAAGCUUGGUAGGCCGGAUAAGAACUACCUCUAUUACCGAUGGCAACCCUCCGGGUGCAAUAUCCCAAGAUUCGACGGACGAGAUUUCUUAACGAGAUUCAGAGGGAAGAAAAUACUAUUCGUGGGAGAUUCACUAAGCAACAAUAUGUGGGUGUCUCUAAGCUGCAUGCUUCACGCGGCCGUUCCUAACGCUAAGUAUACCUUCCAGCCCACCAAGCUCCUCUCUACUUUCACCAUUCCGGAAUAUGGAAUAUCUGUAAAUUUCCUGAAAAACGGUUUCCUGGUGGAUUUGGUAGCGGACAAAACAAGAGGAUUGAUUCUGAAACUAGACUCGAUUAGUUCAGGGAAUCAAUGGUUGGGAUCAGAUGUUGUCAUCUUUAACACAUUCCACUGGUGGUCUCACACCGGCCGUGCCAAAACAUGGGACUACUUUCAAACGGGAGACCAAAUAGUGAAAGAGAUGAACAGAAUGGAGGCUUUCAAGAUUGCAUUGACCACUUGGGCUAAGUGGAUUGAUCACAACAUUGAUCCUUCAAAAACUAAGGUUUUCUAUCAAGGCGUCUCUCCCGUUCAUUUAAAUGGAGGUGAAUGGGGUAAACCAGGGAAGACUUGCUUGGGCGAGACGGAACCAGUGAAAGGACCAAGUAACCCCGGACCUAAUAUAGGUGAAACUAUAGUGAGAAAAGUGAUCGGAGCGAUGGCUAAACCGGUGAACCUCCUCGAUGUGACGGCUAUGACAGAGCUGAGGAAGGACGCUCACCCUUCAAUCUACGCCGGUGGAGGCAGUCGCUUAAACGACUGCAGCCAUUGGUGCCUCCCCGGGGUCCCCGACGUAUGGAACCAGCUCCUUUAUACGACUCUUCUUGGCCGUUAGUUUUGCUUGGCAUCAAAUUAAAUUUAUAUACGGUCCAGAAGCUUCCGUUACCAAAAAAAGCUUGGAUUUAUAA
Capsella rubella is the source of this 1150-nucleotide messenger RNA. Its product is annotated as protein trichome birefringence-like 42. The record is from RefSeq and is a predicted model, not a curated record. NCBI's taxonomy places the organism in Eukaryota, Viridiplantae, Streptophyta, Magnoliopsida, Brassicales, Brassicaceae. Gene Ontology annotation, cellular component: Golgi apparatus. Gene Ontology annotation, molecular function: O-acetyltransferase activity. Bases 1 to 1077 code for a protein of 358 amino acids. The transcript is spliced from 5 exons.